Molecule: messenger RNA, 2180 nt
Organism: Xiphophorus hellerii (green swordtail)
Lineage: Eukaryota; Metazoa; Chordata; Actinopteri; Cyprinodontiformes; Poeciliidae
Gene: ugcg
Product: UDP-glucose ceramide glucosyltransferase
Exons: 10
Coding region: 1-1185 (394 amino acids)
Biological process (GO): glucosylceramide biosynthetic process
Cellular component (GO): membrane
Molecular function (GO): ceramide glucosyltransferase activity
Source: RefSeq, a predicted model, not a curated record
AUGGCCCCGCUGGAUGUGGCCCUGCAGGGCUUCUCGGUGUUCGGCCUGGUUCUGUUCGCGGUUCUGUGGCUCAUGCACUUCAUGUCCAUCAUCUAUGUGCGUCUCCACCUCCAUAGGAAGAGGUCAGAGGUCAAGCAGCCGUUUGCUCAGGUCCUGGGCGUUUCUCUGCUGAAGCCGCUGAAGGGCGUCGACCCCAACCUGAUCUCCAACCUGGAGACCUUCUUCACCCUGGACUACCCCAAGUACGAGAUCCUGCUGUGUGUCCAGGACCAGGACGACCCGGCUGUGGACGUCUGCAAGAAGCUGCUGGGAAAGUAUCCCAACGUGGACGCCGGACUGUUCAUCGGUGGGAAGAAGGUCGGGAUCAACCCCAAGAUCAACAACCUGAUGCCCGGAUACGAAGCAGCCAAGUACGGACUGGUGUGGAUCUGUGACAGCGGCAUCCGAGUGAAACCCGACACUCUGACCGACCUGACCAAUCAGAUGACAGAGAAGGUGGGUCUGGUCCACGGGCUGCCGUACGUCGCCGACCGUCAAGGCUUCGCCGCGACGCUGGAGCAGGUGUACUUCGGGACGUCUCACCCCCGCUCCUACAUCUCGGCCAACGUGACAGGGAUCAAGUGCGUGACGGGAAUGUCGUGUCUGAUGCGGAAGGAUGUUCUGGACCAGGCGGGGGGGCUGGUGGCCUUCGCCCAGUACAUCGCCGAGGAUUACUUCAUGGCCAAGGCCAUCGCCGACAGAGGAUGGAAGUUCUCCAUGGCGACGCAGGUGGCGCUGCAGAACUCUGGCUCCUACUCCAUUGGUCAGUUCCAGUCCCGCAUGAUCAGGUGGACCAAGCUGCGCAUCAACAUGGUUCCUGCCACCGUCCUAGAGCCCGUCUCUGAGUGCUUCCUGGCCAGCCUCAUCAUCGGCUGGGCUGCACAUCACGUCUUCAGGUGGGACAUGAUGGUCUUCUUCAUGUGUCACUGCCUCGCCUGGUUCAUCGCCGACUACAUCCAGCUGACGGGAGUCCAGGGCGGCGCCCUGAGCUUCUCCAAGCUGGACUUCGCCGUGGCGUGGUUCAUCAGGGAGUCCAUGUCGGUGCAGAUCUUCCUGUCGGCACUAUGGGACCCCACCAUCAGCUGGAGAACGGGUCGGUACCGGCUCCGCUGCGGCGGCACCGCCGAGGAGAUCCUGGAUGUGUAGUUACCAUGGUUACCAGCCGCCCGCCUGUUACAGAGGCAGCAGAGACUGAUGGUUUUAUAUGAGGCAGUCUGUGUGUGCGUGUUUUUUAACUAUUUAUGUUUCUGUUGGUGCUAAAAAUAAAACAAGUCAGUCACAGCGCAGCACCGAAGAACGACACACCUGAGCUCUGAUCAGCCAACCAGGACAGAGUACCAGCCACUCUGACUUCUCAUUGGUCCUCACUGCUUAUAACUUCCAGGAAAUCAGAGCAGCAACAAGACUUUUACUUUGGAAUCCACAGGAAAUCUGAUACACUUCUAAUCCACCUACGUGACUUACAGCGCCCCCUGGUGGUCAUGUGACUUAUGGGUCUGAGAAAAAAUUGAGUUACUUGGAGAGGUUACUCAAACGCCCCACCGGACUCUGAAAGGGUCAUAGCAGUCGACCAAUCAGAGGCCAGCAGCGCUGUAAUUAAAUGACUCCUUUAUUCUGAAGGUCCAAACAUUUCAACAGAACCGGACCAAAACAAGGAAAGGUGACACAUUUCUCUGCAGCUGCAGUCCAUCAUGCUGUGUGUGUGUGUGUGUGUGUGUACGAGUGCUCACCCUCGGGUGUUCGGUGAUGACAUCAUCAUGUCGGAUGAACCCCGUCUGAAUGUUUGAGUCUUUUUUGUAUAUUUUGUUUAUCAUUGUUACAAACACCUGCUGUAAACGGACCAAUCACGGACCAGGACAAUAACCCGUUUCCAGUCAGCGAUUACGCUGUGAUUGGCUGAUGGGAGAGGCUGUGGGCGGGACUUUGACAGACGCACGGCAGCCAUUAUUUGUAAGGUUUAUUUAUUUAUUCAUGCUCCAACUUCCUGUCACACCUUCAGAAUAAAUGAAGAUUUAACAAACUUUAUGUGUUGGAGUCCAGACUGACCCCUCCACCCCCAUCAUGCAACAAGGCCCCGCCCACAAUGACGUCACAGCCAUCAGACACAUUCACAAAGUAAAAAAAAAAAAAGCCCAGCAGGG